Molecule: messenger RNA, 3849 nt
Organism: Osmia bicornis bicornis
Lineage: Eukaryota; Metazoa; Arthropoda; Insecta; Hymenoptera; Megachilidae
Gene: Msx
Exons: 3
Coding region: 1112-2575 (487 amino acids)
Biological process (GO): embryonic morphogenesis; regulation of transcription by RNA polymerase II
Cellular component (GO): nucleus
Molecular function (GO): DNA-binding transcription factor activity, RNA polymerase II-specific; RNA polymerase II transcription regulatory region sequence-specific DNA binding
Source: RefSeq, a predicted model, not a curated record
CGAAGAAGAGAGAGAACGCCUCGGCAGGCCUGUCCGCAGUCGAGCUGGUAAUCAGUGUCGUUUCCGCGGCAGCAGUGGCCACCACGCGGCAGAUUACGCAGAUUACCACUGUACACCCCCCGCGUAUCCGACCACCGAUCGUUGUGACGAGCUUGUGACAGUGCGACUACCGCUGCAACACUUUGCUUCCGGUUCCUUCGGAGCGCAUCUAUCGAACAACGAGUACCGCGAAGUGGUCGAGUGCUUCGAUUUUCAGUUAGAUUACUUUAACUCGAGUGACUAUCAAGGUCUAAUCCAGACACAGGGCUAGUCGUUGAAGAACCACAGUGUUGAUUAAUCUCACUCUAGGACCACCGGUACAAAGAGGAUAGGACUCUGUUGUCUUGUGUUGGCGCAAAAGAUUGCAGGGUUUUGUGACGAGAUCAUCGCGUCAGUUUAUGUUCCUCAUCGUCAAGGGUGGAACAGAGAAGAAACUCGUAUUGUCGCAUCAGUGGGUCAAGAGAAACGUGGUCAACCGGAGUAGGAUAAUGUUGGACGUCCGGAGGAGUCGGAACGUCAUGUUGAUCUCGUAAAGAAACUGCUUUGACUUUAAUGGGGGGAUCCGCUCGUGCCGGCUCGGUCGGUCCGCGGCGAUGCGGCGGAUUCCGAGAAUAACGGGCUUUGAAAUCGCUCGGGAUGCCAGCUCGUGAGAACAAUCUCAAUGACAUUGCGACUGAACUGAUUGCAAGCUGAUAAAACGAGAAUCGAAGUUUUCGACGUUGAGAUGACGCUUCUCUGUUGGCUGUCGCGCUGAUGUUUAGCAAUUCGCGUCACCGCGAGCCAGCCCGCGUGGAUAAGCGACGAAAAUAGAUAAGGAUGAUCGUAUCGUAAAAGCUCGACGAUAUUCGUGGUGGUCGACGGACAGUUAGGAGGGUAGAGUUAGCCGAGUUAAGUGGAAAUUACGAUGCGGUUCAAGUGAUCGUAGGUGAACUCGUCUGAGACACCCUUAAGACUUCGACAUUCACGUGUGUAUUUUAAGGAACAGGAUACCAAGAAAUCAUUGCCUAGUGCCGUAGAACGUUCAUCGAUCCUCUUAAGAAGAAGAAGAGGAAUAAGGAAAAAGUGGAUCGGUAUGAGCAGCAGCGAGGGCGUGGUGACAGGUCAGGGUACAGGGAGCGAUCGUCUGUGCGAGGACGUCGACAUGGCAACCUCAACGUCCGCCUCGUCGAACCUGAAGCCGCGAAGCGGUAAAAUCAGCUUCAGCGUGGACUCCCUGCUGAGCGACAUGAAGAAGACCGCCGUUACCGGCGGAGCGUUCGCUAGGCGCGAGAACGACGAUCGAACGGAGACUGAGAAAAACCUGGACAUGGAGGCCAGGUACCGCGAACUACUGAUGGAACAGCAGAGACUACAAAGCAGAGAACUGUUAGCGAGGUUGAGCCCGCACGGGCUAGCGUUUGCCAAUCACCAUCAUCAUCAUCCUUCGAGUAGAAUGGAUCAGGAUCACCCGUCGGCAGGCCGGCAAGAGAUCCUCACGGUGAAGGACUUCUCGAGAACGACCAGCCACGACAAGUCAUCUUCUCCAAUUAGGAUAGACCAAGAGGUUCAGAAGGAUCGAGACGAGAGACGACUGUCUACCGGUUCUCCGGCCAGCCGGAUCACCGAAUCGUUGAUCCAGAGGGAACGCGGCCAAGAGGAUGACGAAAGGAUGGACAGGAUCGCUAAUCCGCGAUCGGUGUCGCCGGUCAGCAGACGAGAGAUCAUGGACGAUAGAAGCGACUCGGAGGCGAACCGUUCUUUGGAAGGCGACAGAGCCGAUCAUCUGGAUCUCGAGGAUCAAGAGAUCAGAAGCGUGGGCCAGUCGGAGGAUCUGAACGUGAUGGACUCCGACUGCGAGCUAGAAAGAGACCUGGAUAAUAACCAGGAGAAGGAAGAAAAAUCGAGCCCGGUAGUGCCUCAACCGAUUCAUCCUGGAGUUCAGAGGCCGUCACAAGGACCGCCUUACCUGACCGGUGCACCCGGUGCGCCCGGUUGGAAUCCCGCGGGAUUUCCGCAUUCUCUGGCGGGCUUCGCGUGGCUACCCCCACCCCCACACCCGCACAAUCCCCAUGGACAUCUGUACACACCGCACGGUGGACCCACCAGUCCGAACGGCGACUUGAGGCUGCCGGGUCCAGGACCUGGGCCUGUCAGGUGCACCCUGAGGAAGCACAAGCCAAAUCGCAAACCGAGGACACCGUUCACCACCCAACAGCUGCUCUCGUUGGAGAAAAAGUUUCGUGAAAAGCAGUACCUAACGAUCGCCGAACGAGCGGAAUUCUCGUCGUCCCUUCACCUUACGGAAACGCAGGUGAAAAUCUGGUUCCAGAACAGGCGAGCGAAGGCGAAGCGUCUGCAGGAGGCCGAGAUCGAGAAGCUGAGGCUGUCGGCGAGGCCGUUGUUGCACCCGAGUUUCGGUUCUGGCUUGAUGUUCUCCGGAGUGGGGCCUCCAGGAACACCAGGAGUGCCUCCCUUCAUCGCGGCGGCCAUGGCUAGGCACACCCAUGUCGCGGCCGCGGCAGCCAUGUUCAUGGGGCCCCCUGGACACAGACCUUAAUAAGGCAGACUCGAGGCUCGCGAGCUCGAGUCGCUCGUACCCUGGCGAGUCUGCUCGAAACGCGUCGCGAGUUCCGUCUGUCUCUCGAAAAACCGCGAACGAUUUUCCGGAAACCACCAUGGGAUUCCGUCUGCAGAGGCUACGGGGUCGAAGAUAAAAGGUUCAAGAUUGUGGUAACAGUGCGUCAAUUGUGAACGAUGAUGGAGAUUAUGAAUGAGACGAGAGAAAGUGUCCUGAUAUCGGGGUACCAAUUUAUCGGGGAGAUGAAAACGAUUUUUAAAAACAGUGAAGCCAAUUACCGCGUAUUUAUUGGAAGUCCAGGAGCAAAGAAUUCAGCGUCGGAAACGAAGCUAUACCAGCUGAUUAAAUCGGAACGAUCUUCGAGCCCAUCAUCGGUGGAAUUCCAUGGGGGCCAGAAAUUACACUUCCAAAAUUCAAAAAAAAUGCAUGUAUGACUUGAAUUUUAUGGAAAAAUUCAGCUGUUAGCUCGCGACGAGCAAAGAAGUAUCAAUGGGAAAACGAGGCAGAUUCGUGGCUUUAUUUUUCUACGUUCAAAGUCGAAACUCUGAUUGUGAUUAGCUGAGUGUCGAGUUUAAUCCUUGUGUCGAUAACCAAGCAUCAAUUUCCAUAGUGACUUUAAUUCCCGUUGAAAUAAUUCGAAAUCGUAUGAAUAAAUAUAUAAAAGAAUCUUGAACGAUUCGGUUCAUUUCCACAAGGGUUAAACGAGAUCCACGAGUACCAUGGCGAGUGACAGCAUUUAGAAAGCAUUUCAUGGCGUUGAUCUCACGGGGAAACCGUACGGAACCGAUGUACAUAUUGUAAAUAGCCGUCUAACCGUAAGUGUACGUAUGUAUAUACGCGUGUACAGGACGUUCGAUUACAUUCGUAAUAAGAAAACAAAAGGGUUCGUCGCGGAGAAUUAAUGAACGAGGUAGAUCGACUAGAUUGAAAGAAAUAAUUAGUUGAUUUCACACGAAACGAAAAUUCGUGCAUUCGAGGCGCACGGCGAAGAAAAUCAGGACGAUAAGAUCUCUAAAUGGUUUCAUUUUAAGGAUAGACGAACGAUACGAGACUGAAGAGUAUGUACAUACGUGCGCGUGUCUAAGGAUUGAAAAAAAAAACGUGUAAAUUCUGUAGUUAAGUUCAACCAAGACACAGACAUCAUCCCUCGCGAGGUGUCCCGGUUGUACCUAAGCGCCCUGUAUAAAUGUAACAUGAUAAUUUAUCCAUGGAAGUAUACCAUAGCGAAAAUAAAAGCGAUUUCAGUAUUUAAA